CGCUUUGGAACAUAAAAAUUCAUAAUCAAAUGAGCCGACCCCCACCACCAGCAGUCGGUUCUUCCAGCCGGCGCGGUAAAAGAAAAAGUAGAAGAAGAAACGUGUGCGCGCCGGCUGGUUGAUUGCAUGUUUACACCGCGAGCAAUCAAGUUCCUCCGUUCUCCGGGCACGCGUGCGCCCAUCACAACCUCCAUCGCCCGACGUGCAAUAUCCAAGGCUGUGAUGGACACAGUGCCGAAAGAAGUGCCCAUUCCGGCGUCCGGUUCUCCAGCUUCCGCCGAGGAUGCGACCACCCGACCGUCGGCCCCGUUGCAGUACCGCGUGGUAGCGAAAUGCGGCGUGACAAAGGCGCGCGUUGGCGUGAUGAGCGUUCGGCACGCGGACGUCGAUACUCCCGUGUUCAUGCCGGUCGGUACGCAGGGCACGCUGAAGGUGCUGCCCGAGCAGCUGCUUGCCCUCGACUGCCGCAUCAUGCUCGGCAACACGUACCAUCUCGGUAUGCGGCCCGGCACAACCGUGCUGGAGAAGGCGGGCGGUUUGCACCGGUUCAUGGGCUGGCCCCGGGCACUGCUGACCGAUUCCGGGGGCUUUCAGAUGGUGUCGCUGCUGCAGCUGGCCGAAAUCACCGAGCAGGGCGUCCGGUUCCAGAGCCCGUACGACGGGAGCGAGUGCAUGCUGACGCCGGAACGCAGCAUGGAGAUACAGAACGCGAUCGGGGCGGACAUUAUGAUGCAGCUGGACGAUGUGGUGAAGACGACGACGACGGGCCCGCGCGUUGAGGAAGCGAUGCACCGGACGAUCCGCUGGCUGGAUCGAAGCAUCGGCGCACACGCCCGGGACACCGAGCAGAGCAUUUUCCCGAUCGUGCAGGGCGGGCUGCAGCCGGACCUGCGGCGUGCUUGUGCGGCCGAGCUGACGAAGCGCAACACGCGCGGCUUUGCCGUGGGCGGACUGAGCGGUGGCGAGAGCAAGGACGAAUUCUGGCGCACGGUCCACCUGUGCACGGAUCUGCUGCCGGAGGAUAAACCGCGCUACCUGAUGGGGGUCGGCUUCGCGGCCGAUCUGGUCGUGUGCGUCGCGCUCGGUAUCGACAUGUUCGAUUGCGUGUUUCCCACGCGUACGGCCCGGUUCGGCUGCGCGCUGACGCGCGCCGGACAGAUCAACCUGAAGCAGCGCACGUUCGCGCAGGAUAUGCGCCCGAUCGAGGACGAUUGCGACUGCUCGACGUGUCGGACGUAUACGCGCGCGUACCUGCACCACAUCGUCACGGUCGAACCGGUGGCGUGCAGCAUCGUGAGCGUUCACAACGUGGCCUUCCAGCUGCGGCUGAUGGGCGACAUGCGGGACGCCAUCCAGGAGGGCCGCUUUCCGGCGUUUGUGAAAUCGUACAUGGCCGUCCGGUUCCCGGACGAUACGGUGCCGCAAUGGAUACGCGACGCACUUGCCGCCGUCAACGUACAGCUCUAGUCGCGGUUUGCCGUUCGACGGCCCAGUUCCAUUCCUGCGUAAUUUAAACCAAACUUUGACGGGGAUUUCUGCCCAAAAUGUUCGCCUGUGUACGAAGCAACUUAUACACUGAAAUAAAACAAUUAAUAAUUUAUUCGUAAUCCGCAA
This is a messenger RNA of Anopheles arabiensis, 1614 nucleotides long. RefSeq names its product queuine tRNA-ribosyltransferase catalytic subunit (gene Tgt). Gene Ontology annotation, cellular component: cytosol. The record is from RefSeq and is a predicted model, not a curated record. Lineage: Eukaryota; Metazoa; Arthropoda; Insecta; Diptera; Culicidae. Gene Ontology annotation, molecular function: tRNA-guanosine(34) queuine transglycosylase activity.